Mollisia scopiformis is the source of this 1340-nucleotide messenger RNA. RefSeq lists its product as uncharacterized. The coding region runs from base 455 to 937 and encodes 160 amino acids. The transcript has a single exon. The record is from RefSeq and is a predicted model, not a curated record. Lineage: Eukaryota; Fungi; Ascomycota; Leotiomycetes; Helotiales; Mollisiaceae.
CUUUUGGAAUAAAGUCUUCUAUGAUGACUCAUUAGAUGUGGAUAAGAACACUUGAGCCAUAUAACUUUACCAUCAAUAGAUCUCUAACAACAUUUACCAGGUGACUCUUUCCUCGGCUAAUAAACGACGCCACUAAUUGCCCCCUUUUGGUAACCGAGACUCUUUCGUUCAGAGGAUGGGAUGCACUCCGGCCCAAACAGUCUACUACUUGAAUCUUUGAGGAGUAUUAGUACCCAACCUAUAAUACUUCAUCUGCGAAAACCAAUCCAUCACACAAUCGAUAUGUGAUAAUGAAGAUCGUGGUGUCCCGUGGUUUCCUCAACUUCCUAUGUUGAGGUAACGGCAAUUAUGGUUCAAUAUUCGAACUAAGCCGACCUCUUCCGAACUGUCCCUUGCUAAACCUUGGUAUCACUUCCAAGACGCUGGGCCCGAUCUCGGCUACAGCUGCAAGUUCAUGCCGCCUCAUGCAGCUUCAUGCGUCUUCGUCAACUUCACGAAUCACUUUACGUGCCACUCACCAUCACAGUCGGGCGGAAUCUGGCAUGGCAAGGCUCACCGCCACGUCAGAUGCUGGCGGGAGGUGCGUCCUGGCUGCGGAUAUCGGAUCUGCCCCUCACUGUACCCCUCCAUCAAAAGAAAUUCCCUCAACAGUUCAAAAAAAGCGUCAAAAAUCCAGCAGCCUUCAGCAUAUUCAGACUCAGCAUCAGUCAAUUCUCUACUCGAAAGCCUUCACUUCACUAUUGCAAGGGCUAUGCCAUCCUCAACUCGAACUCAAACCUGCCGGAAGGCUCAGCCAUGGAAAGCGCAUUGGCCACCCGUUGAAGCGAAGGAGGGGUCGGGCGUAGAGUAUGGUGUCGAGAAGGGUGCUGUGAUUGUGGUUGAUGGAACUUCCGCGAAGGUCAGCCCUGCGAAGAAUGAGGCUGCAGCGGCUUCGUGAAAGCGAGGCUAUUCGGUGAGAGAAAUAGGAAAGUCCAGCUUAUAGAUCAGGGACUGAUAAGGGAAAUCUGCAGAUUAUGGGAAAGACUCAAACGUCGGCAAGAUUGAGGAUUAAGAGAUCGGAGACCUAGCAACGUUUCGAGAUAACGCAGAUGGGGGAGUGGGGGCAGGCUAUUUUGGAAAGCAUAGCAUCUCGUUUGAGUAUUAGAUUUCAGCAUGGAGGCGUAGUAAAUACAUGGCAUCGUGAAACUACUUGAAAGGAUGCCUGGUGAUCUGACGGUGAAUAUAGACCUCCCUCUUCACCAGAUUAUUGCCUCCUCUACCAUCUCACCAAUAUUCUAAAUUCAACACUCUCCCUCCUCAAAUCUGCAUCUGUCGUUCUCGGAUUAUCAAACGAAGCAUGA